Messenger RNA from Papaver somniferum (opium poppy), 2321 nucleotides. RefSeq lists its product as uncharacterized. The record is from RefSeq and is a predicted model, not a curated record. Lineage: Eukaryota; Viridiplantae; Streptophyta; Magnoliopsida; Ranunculales; Papaveraceae. The coding region runs from base 1244 to 2038 and encodes 264 amino acids. The transcript is spliced from 2 exons.
UUCAUAUUUCUUUCUGUUUGCAAAUAAGAAGAAAUGCAUGUUUAUAUACAGGACAUAUUUAUCAAUCAAUUUGAUCCGGAAGACCAUAGGAUUCUCAUACUACAACCACCCUAUUGAAAUGGAGUUUAGGAUAGAACAACGAUACAUACUAGAGAGACAGAUCUGGAUACUCCAUGAAAACACAAGUAUGCUUUGCAUUUGCAUCCUUAUAGAGCUUGCAAGGAUGUCUAGGAGUUUAUCAGUUAUUAUAACACCAUUAUUAACCACUUUGUAAUAUACCAACAGAAUGAUUCCUCAUCUAGAGACAACUAGUGCAUUGACUAUUUUGGAAGAGAUGUUCUUGUCGUAUAGCUUGUCUGUUACUCGAAACUACGUUAGUUUAUUUUGUUGAUCUCUAAGCCCAUUUCCAUUUUCGCAUCACCAACUAAAUUAAAAACUCUUUUUCAUUACAAAAAGUAUAAACGGACCAAGUAAAUGGAAGAAGAUUUGUUUACACUAGAUGCGAAUAGGUAGAACCAUACAUCAUCGGUAUAUAUGUGCAUACACAUUCCAAAGUCUCUUGCCAUCUAAUUUCCAAGGUAGGUGUGGACAACUUCAAAGUAAACGCUCAGACAAAAAAGUCUUGUCUUAAAACUAAUUUCUAUUAGACUAUUAGUUAUGCUUUAAUUGACUUUGUAUUGCUUCUUUGGAUCUAUAUGCAAUUAUGUAAUGGUGCUCCUAUCCUCCUUCAACUGAGGCCAAUGUGAAUCAGGCCGGCCGCCCAUGGUACUUCCAUAUUCAAUUUAAAACUUUUCUGGUCAUAUGCUGCAAUGUUCCAUUUGCUUAAACAUGUUAGUAGAGAUUAACAAUUGUUAUGGAUUUUAUGCAACACCCUAGAAUUUUCAAUCCUGGUUCUGUCCCUGGACAAGAACAACUGUUAUCGUUAGAAAGCUUUGUCAUCACCAAAUUAUUGAACCUAUCUAUAUGUACAAAUGAAUAUACAGCUCAACAAUCUAAAUAUAGUCUAACUAUACGAAGUCAAUUAUUAUAGUUUAUUCAUAUUGUGUUGAAUCAUGGUGAAGCCUUUGACUGGCCAACUCUCAUUCAACGGUUUAUGGAGGUCCUAGAUGAAUUUUUCGGAAGAAUAUAUCAUCACACGUUAGGUAGGUGGCCAGAUUAAGAACAAUAGUAAUUCCACUAGUCGAUUAUGGUAUAGCCAUUGGCAGUUCCUCAGCCUUUGGUCAUUCACGUUCAGUGAGUAACUAUGGCAUGGUAUAAAGAUCCUCAGUUGUAUAUAUGCCGUGAAACGCCGGGGUUAAAACUAUACAGGAUGAAGGAGCCAAUUGGUACCCCCAUUGCGCUAUCAGGUAUAAUCGAUUACGGAUUCUUAGAUUACUCGAAACAUCUCUGUUUGGCAAAUAACAAAGAAAGUGAUUUUAAUGUUUUCUUAUCUUCCAUCAAGUUUGAUGGAGUGACUUUUAAGCUUAUAAAUUGUCAAGGCUGGGUGGUGUACCAGAUGGUCAGUAAUUACCACCACUUCACCUGGGCACGUGAACCACUAAGUUCGCCAUUUUAUAGGCUGCCUGGUAUUCAUACUCCUGAAGCAGUACUAUUGGCUGAGAAAGAAGCUCUUAAUAGAAAAGUUUCCAAGUUGACGGAACAAGUUUCCAGUUUGGCAGAACAAGUUUCCGAUCUGACUUCAAAACUUAAAGAGUGUCGUGGUGUUGGUAGUGGAUCAGCUGAUGAAAAACCAUGGAGGAGUGGUGAUAGUAGUAUUCCUAAUAAUUGGGUUCCUUUUGAGGAUCUUGAUAUUCAAAAUAUUCCGAGGAAUACUUUUUUGAAAAUCAUCAAAGCACCAGGUGCACUGAAAUUUGAGGGCGAUUAUACAACAAAUGUUCAAGCGAGCCGUUUCUAUGGAGGAAUAUCUCUAGUGGCUGUGAACAUUGAAGAGUUGAUUCCGGACAAAGAUGAAGCAAGAUUCCAUCCAGAUAUCUGGGGUUCGUAUAACAAUGCAGGAACAUCUUAUGCAACCCGUAAGCUACAUGAGUCCGAAAUGUAGAUUGACGUAUUUAAGACAUGUUGAUCUGCUUUCUGAUCAGUGGCUCGAAGCGACGGUUAAAAGAUGUUCAUCAUUUUGUUGUUCUAAGUAGUGGCCUUCGGAGUUUAUUUAUAUCAGACUUGUAUUCUUUUUCUUAUUUGUGUUUGAUUUUGUUUCCAGUUUGGCAGAACAAGUUUCUUCAAUGGCAGGAGAUUGUAAUGUCUAUAUUCAUUUGAGUUGGUAGGAGAUUGUAAUGUCUAUUCAGAUUUCAGACUUAUAUAAAGAUGCUCUUGCGUAUCUUCAA